AUGGCUCCCAAUGAAAGCCUUCAGAUUGUGGCAAUAAUCUUUUUGCUAAAGCACUUUGGAUGGACAUGGAUUGGCCUUUUAAUUCUGGAUGAUGAGAGUGGAGAUAAUUUCCUCCAAGCCUUGGAUCCACUUCUUUCAGAGAACAGGAUCUGCUCUGCCUUUGUGGAGAGAAUGCCCAACCAAGUCUUUUUUCAUAUGUUUCAAAAUAAAAUUGUGGAUAGGAUAAAUAUUUAUUUGGAGGACAUCAGAAUCAACACAUUCAUCUUCUAUGGGGAAAGCACUACAGCAAUGCUUUUGUUUAUGUUCCUUAAAUAUACAUAUUCUUUGAAAAUAUUGGGAAAAAUGUGGAUUCUCACAGCUCAAAUGGAUUUAACAUUAACAAGCCUUCAUCGACCCUCAGAUCUACAAUUGUUCAAUGGAGCAAUUUCUUUUGCUAUCCACUCCAAUGAACUGCCAGGGUUCAAUGAAUUCCUUUGGGCCAUCAAACCAUUCCAGACCCAACGAGAUACUUUGUUCAAAGAGUUCUGGGAGCAAGGCUUUGAUUGCUCAUAUAUGGGGAAUAAUAAACCAAUGGAAAGUGAUGAAGCAUGUACUGGGAAUGAAGAGCUAAAAAACCUUCCUGGGCAUUUAUUUGAAAUGACUGGCCAUAGCUACAGUAUCUACAAUGCAGUCUAUGCUGUGGCACAUGCUGUUCAUGGCAUGAACUUACUUAGGUCUAAAUACAAAAGAGUAACAGAAAGUAGAAGGGAUGAACUUCAAAAUCAAGAUACUUGGAAGCUUCACUGGUUUCUUCAAGGCCUUUCAUUUAAUAAUUCACUUGGAGAAUCUGUGUCCAUCAACCACCAUGGAGAAGUGCUUUCUGGAUUUGAUAUUACAAAUGUGGUCAUAUUUCCAAACAACUCCUACCAUAAAGUGAAAAUUGGAAAGAUGGAUCCCAAAGCAAUUGAAGGAGAACAAUUUAUGAUUCAGGAACAUUUAAUUGUGUGGCAUAAAGAUUUUAAGCAGGUCCUGCCCCGUUCAAUAUGUAAUGAUCCCUGUCCUGUUGGCUAUCAGAAGAAAAAGAAAGAAGGUGAGAAAUUUUGCUGCUAUGAUUGUGAUCCAUGUUCUGAUGGGAAGAUGUCAAACAUUUCAGACAUGAUUGCCUGUUCUGAAUGUCGAGAAGAUCAAUAUCCAAGUAAGGACAAAGUUCGAUGCAUUGCCAAAAUCAUAACUUUUCUAACUUUUGAAGAACCUUUAGGAAUCAGUUUAGUGGUGGUUGCUGCUUUAUUCUUAAUCAUUACCACGUUCAUACUUGCAAUAUUCAUUAAGUAUAAAGACACUCCUAUGGUUAAAGCUAACAACAAGGACCUCACAUACACUCUCCUCAUUUCCCUUCUGCUUUGCUUCCUCUGCUCUUUUCUCUUCCUUGGAAAACCUCUCAAACUGAUUUGCUUCCUUCAACAAUCUGUGUUUGGCAUUAUCUUCUCGGUGGCCAUUUCUUCUGUAUUGGCCAAAACCAUCAUGGUCAUUGCAGCAUUCAUGGCCACCAAACCAGGGUCUGGCAUGAGAAAAUGGUUGGGGAAAAGGUUGUCCAUCUUAAUUGUUUUUUCUGGCUCCUUCAUUCAAGCAAGCAUUUGUCUGGCAUGGAUGAUCACCUCUCCCCCCUUUCCAGAGCUUAAUAUGCAAUCAGUGGCUGAAGAGAUCAUAGUAGAAUGUAAUGAAGGAUCUGUUGUGAUGUUUUAUCUUGUCUUGAGCUAUAUGGGAUUUCUGUCGCUGGUCAGCUUCAUGGUGGCUUUUCUAGCUAGGAACCUGCCAGACACAUUCAAUGAAGCCAAGUUCAUCACUUUUAGCAUGCUGGUGUUUUGUAGUGUUUGGUUAACUUUUGUUCCCACCUAUUUGAGCACCAAAGGAAAGUAUAUGGUAGCUGUGGAAAUCUUCUCCAUCUUAGCUUCUAGUGCUGGGUUAUUGGGAUGUAUUUUCUUCCCCAAAUGCUACAUUAUUUUGUUGAAGCCUGAACUCAACAGUAAACAUCAACUUGUAAAGAAAAAGCAUUUCUGA
Messenger RNA from Protobothrops mucrosquamatus (brown spotted pit viper), 2037 nucleotides. RefSeq names its product vomeronasal type-2 receptor 26-like. Gene Ontology annotation, molecular function: G protein-coupled receptor activity. Gene Ontology annotation, biological process: G protein-coupled receptor signaling pathway. The transcript has 4 exons. The record is from RefSeq and is a predicted model, not a curated record. NCBI's taxonomy places the organism in Eukaryota, Metazoa, Chordata, Lepidosauria, Squamata, Viperidae. Gene Ontology annotation, cellular component: membrane. Bases 1 to 2037 code for a protein of 678 amino acids.